Molecule: messenger RNA, 1929 nt
Organism: Acanthopagrus latus (yellowfin seabream)
Lineage: Eukaryota; Metazoa; Chordata; Actinopteri; Spariformes; Sparidae
Gene: bicdl2
Product: BICD family like cargo adaptor 2
Exons: 10
Coding region: 445-1755 (436 amino acids)
Biological process (GO): vesicle transport along microtubule; Golgi to secretory granule transport
Source: RefSeq, a predicted model, not a curated record
GUGGAUGAUUUGUUUCUAAAAUAUUUGCCCAGAUGAUUGCUUUAGAGACCGUUCCUGGCACAUUUGACACUUUGUUGCAUUUAUAGGAAAGAUCAGAGCACAAUGCCUUUGGAAUUUAGGGAGGGGGAGCAGAACAAAGAUAAUAGUGGAGCUGGUAUUUCGGUCAGAGUAACAAAAGGGACCAGUCAGACAAAAGACCUCCUUAAAGGCCAUGUGAGAUUAUAUUACUGGGUUAUCUGUGAAGAAGAGAAGACUUGGGUGGAGUAAAAGUUUGGCAGAGACGCAUCCUGGAUUACAAACCACGCCAGGCCGGACCAUAAAGUCACAGAAAAGGGUUUCUGGAUUUGACAAAAGUCCACAGCUGUGCCACCUGUGUGAGUGUGGAUUACUAAUACAAGGACCUGCGAUGAGGCUUUCCAACUGACUCCUACAAGUCCGUCAACAAUGUUCACCCCCAGGAAAAACAGUCUCCCUUCCCCGAGCCUUGAGGACUCCUUCUUCCCUCUCUCCUCAUCCUCCUCAGUCUCGCUCUCAUUUGCCCUGCCCUCAUCUGCAUCCUCUCCCAGCAGCAGUGACAGUGGAGGCGGGAUAGAGACAGAUCUGAUCUUAGCUGCAGAGCUGGGACAGGCUUUACUGGAGAAGAAUGAGGAGCUGGCAGCCUCUCUGGAGCAGAGCGAGAGGGAGGUGGAGACUUUGCAGCAGGAGAAGCAUGUUCUUCAGAGGAAGCUGGACAUGAAUGAGCUGACGUCUGGGCAGAGGGAGGCAGAGCUGGCCGCAGAUCUAGCUGCCUUAAGGGCCGAGCUGGAGCGACAUCACAGCCAGGGGCGGGACCGGCGAAGGGAUGAGGGUGAACAGCUGACUCAGUUAGCCAAUCAUAACCAGCGGCUGGUGGAACAGCUGGCAGAGGCUGUUACACUGGAACACUCCUUGAGGACCGAGCUUCGCUCGCUCAGAGAAGAGAUGGAGGAGUCGUCUUUUAGCCGAAACAUCAACUUCACACAAUUAGAGAGCAUACAAGCAGAGAACAGAGUUUUGCUGGGGCGGCUGUCGCACAUGGAGGCACAGCUGAAAGCUUCAGAGGAGGACGGCGAUAGACUCCGCACAGAGAGGGAGAGGCUGAGAGACAGACUGUCAGAACUACAGGCGACACUGAAGGAGAAAGAAGCAGAGAUAGAGCAGGAGCAGGGGCAGAUGUUUGAGUUGCGAACCUUGAAUCGCUCCCUUCAGCAGAAAGCUCUGAACCUGGGAGAGGAAAGCUUUCUGGACAGUACACACACACAACCUCUGUCUCUGCUUAGUGAAAUUCAGCAAUCGCAGGCUAAAGAGGCUCUUCUAGCUCACUCCACCGUCCUGCAAGCAAGAGACGAAGAGAUUCAAGCGCUCAAAGAGGAGCUGCAGUCUCAACGAGAGGAGCUGGAGUCUCUGAGGGAGGAAAUCAAGCCGUUCAGAAACAGUCCUGACAUGCCAAGUUACAGUUCCUUAGAGAGCGAGUUGGCCACCGUGCGCCAGGAGAAAGAAACACUAACUCAGCAGCUUCUCAACACCAUCAAACACAAGGUGGCGCUGUCUCAAGAGCUGGAGGCCUGGCAGGAGGACAUGAGGUUGGUGAUCAACCAACAGGUGCAGCAGAGGGAGGAGGACAGGCAGAGGGAGAAUCAGCGAGAGAGAGAGAGCACAGGGCUCCAGAGAAGCAAAUCUUUAAGAGUGAAGGGGGAAGGAGGGAAAGGCUUCUUCUCUUUUUUCAAAGAGAAAUGACAGACAGACUAUCAGCCUUUAACUUUGCCAAUAUGAGAUUAUGCUGCUGGAAAAUGGACAACGAGAUACAAGCAAGUGGAAUGUUUACAGACCUCAUAUUUGAGUAUAUUUGUAUAUAUAUGUUUGUACAUAUGUUUUUAAUUUUUAAGACUUUAUAUAAAAAAAUUACAGCCA